GUCAGAUCGUUGUGAUGUCACUUUAUAAAUAAAGUGAGUGGCAUAGAGAAACAGUCACAGAUCAGCUGAAACACGGAGACAAACAUGAAGAGCCUCACACUCCUGAUCUUCUGCUGCAUGAUAGCUGCAUGUCUGAGUGCAGGUCUUCCUGACACUAAAUCAGCGAGUCCUGCAGAAUCUCCCAGAGAUGAUGGUGUGUUUGUGAAACGAGACGUGGCCUCAACAGUCGUGAGACCGAAGCGAGCAGGAACAGCACCUGCAGACCUGACUGUGGCUCAGCUGGAGAGUUUGAGAGAAGUGUGUGAAGCAAACCUGGCCUGUGAGCACAUGAUGGACGUGUCCGGCAUCAUCGCGGCCUACACUGCAUACUACGGGCCCAUUCCCUACUAGAGCCCCACCGCAGCGUCCCGCAUCAAAACGCAUUAUGAGCAUCUGUCAAAAAUGAUUAAAAAAAAAACCUUAAGUAGAGGAGUUGCUGAAGCCAUACCAAAUAAUAAUAAAGAAUGAAAUCCAA
Cyprinus carpio (common carp) is the source of this 514-nucleotide messenger RNA. Its product is annotated as osteocalcin-like. The record is from RefSeq and is a predicted model, not a curated record. Gene Ontology annotation, biological process: regulation of cellular response to insulin stimulus; bone development; response to vitamin K. Lineage: Eukaryota; Metazoa; Chordata; Actinopteri; Cypriniformes; Cyprinidae. Gene Ontology annotation, cellular component: extracellular region. Gene Ontology annotation, molecular function: structural constituent of bone; calcium ion binding; hydroxyapatite binding.